GACGAGGUUGGAGACAGCAAGAAGGGGGAGUACAGCCGGCUAUUCACAUGCUGGCCGACCGUGUAUCUAUGCCUGAUGCGGUUCGCUUACGAGGGAACCCGCCCUCUACGGCCUCAACGGAGUUGUACACCACCGGGGCGAGACCAUCGGCCGAGGGCACUUCACUGCCUGUGUGUGCCUGGGGGGGAAGAAUUGGCGAUGACGACACUGCCGUUGCCAAUGUGGCUCUUCGGAAUGUACUCACCGAGGAGGCGAUUAUCCUCGCCUACACUCGCCAAUCGGGCUAGUAAAGCAACUCUUCGCUCAGGAGUUGCACCUCAGCGACGACCAGUGACCUCAGCUCUUGUGUCGUACCUCGGUCGUAGGACCGGUGUUCCGUUGUCGGGAUGAUGCUCUUGGGCUUCUGCCUAGGCCAGAGGGAUGGUCGUUGUUACUGGAGUGAGGGUUUGUGCUUUGCAGUCCCAAGCAUGUCAACGACAAGGGCUGGCGUUGACCGGGACGGGUGUAUUCCUCGCGUUCGCGCGACACCGAAGUUUGCCUGUGGGCCAACCUGAACAUGUGUGCGUGUGCCUGCGGUUGUGUUUGAUGUCUAUUAAUCUGGUCUUCUCUGCCGCCCACCUUGGAGCUGCUGCGCAACAACGGGCCAAAUGAACGAUUUAUAUGUUGUGUUUGCAGGUCUCGCGAACGGCACCAUAGUUGACGGUGUUUCGUUCAAAGAGGCCAUCGUCGUCUUGGAUGUGUGAUUCCUUGUCGUGGAAAAUGUGUCAGAUCCAGACGGAGAUUUCUCUUGUGAUGCUACAGUGGGUUGUGGCUUUACCGAGGUGCUUCACCACUACUGUAGUCCCUCUUGCGGUAUGGUACCCCUGAAUUGCGUCUGGGCGCUCCUCUACCAACGGUCACUUUAUGCUUCCGAGCCGGCCGAGCAAUCUUGAACUCCAACAUUUUCGAAGCAUGUGGGGUACAUAGCGCGGUAUUGCGAGCGGAAUCUCCUGCACCGCGGAGAGCGAGACGAUGGUGCAAGCGUCGCAAACAAUGACAAACCACGUUAUUUGUUUCAUGGGUGCAUACCGCUUUUUUGAGGACCAGGUCCUCAACGACGGUAUAUCAGCGCGUUCUCCACUCCUGUAUUGUUUGUGGUGGGGAUACUAAUAGAUCAAGAGGCGUGUUGGGGGCCGUGGUCGUUGGUAUGGUCGUGGUGGGCGAAUGGUGGUGCCCUUGUUAUUGCAAGUAAUGUUGAACUUGUUGCGUGCUUUGUUUACCCUUUGGGUGUGACGACGCCGAGGGCAGCACCAGUCUCGGAACACUGAUGCAUGCGAGGCACCAUAUAGGCUUUCGGUGGGUAGGGUGGUUUGGACGAUCCAUUUGCGUUGGACAUUAUGACGUGGGAGGAUCUUCUAAAGUACGGUGUUUUUCGGGGCUUCGCAUUGACUCCCUCUCAGGAGACUCCUGUAUUUUUACCUAGUUCAUUUUGAUACCUCGCUUUCUUCCCGGUCAGUGUUAUUCCACUAGAUUGACUGAACGGGACCUCAGUGGCGAACCUCAUGAAAGCCUCGUCGCGACGUGAGUGUAAUAGAAGAGGGGGGCCGAGUAUGUAGGUGUUGCGAGGCCAUGAGUGCUCGAACGUUGGGAAGGCUCGUGUUUUUUUAUUUUUUUUUGUACGGUCUUUUCAUGGUCCUC
Ectocarpus siliculosus is the source of this 1677-nucleotide messenger RNA. The record is from the annotation of a GenBank genome assembly. Lineage: Eukaryota; Phaeophyceae; Ectocarpales; Ectocarpaceae.